Molecule: messenger RNA, 2853 nt
Organism: Salvia hispanica
Lineage: Eukaryota; Viridiplantae; Streptophyta; Magnoliopsida; Lamiales; Lamiaceae
Product: putative E3 ubiquitin-protein ligase RHG1A
Molecular function (GO): ubiquitin protein ligase activity
Source: RefSeq, a predicted model, not a curated record
UUAGAGAGAGGAGAAAGUGUAUGAAGCUUUGAAUGUGGCCUUAUGUGUUAUUGCUGAGGUGUUUUGAGUAAAAUAAAGAUUACUGUCCUCAUAAAUCACCCCACCCUUUCCCUUAAUUUUUUUUCAUAUACCUCAACAUCCACCAAUUUUAUUUCCAUCAUCUCUCUUUUCUUCUCUCUCACCCCAUUUGAAAGACUCUGUUUUUCUCUCUCUCUAAAUUUUUUCUUGAAGGUUUUUGGGCUUCACAUCUCUGUUUGAAGCUGUGUUUCCUCUCAGAAGGGGGAAAACAGAGGUCUUGACUUUAGAUCUAUCGCUGCAUCUGCUGCUCUUUGGGCUGAUUUCCUGAAGAACAGCAUUGUUGUUUAUUCUACCAUUCAUUUGUUUGUUGAUAAUUAUUCGACUUUAAGCUGCCCUGAUGCAAGGGCCGAGUAGCUCCGUGAGUACUUUACCCGAGAAUAUAAGUUUCGAUCAUGGCUCUGGGUCGGGUGACGCCGCCAUAGAGUCCCAAAUGCCAUGGACUAGUAUGCAGACGACCGUGCAAAGCAGGCUACCGGAUUACAGAAUGCCGUCAAGUGACGCCAAUAAUCAGUAUUUGCAGCAUGUGAGGCGUGAGGGGCCGAAUGUGGAGUGGAGCGUUGGCGAAGCUAGCUCCAGUUCAUCACAGCGCCUUGGUGAUCAGACUGAGAGGAAAAUGGAGCAUGCUUGGACCUUUGCCCCGAGAUCUAACCUCGCCUUAGAAGAGAGGCAGUUUGAACAGUCUGAUAUUCUUUCGUUGGAUAACGUCAAUGUGAACACACAUGGCAGUCAGAGAGCACACGUCCCCGUUGGUAUGCGUGCGUCUAGCUCCAAUGCCCUCCCUCAGGAUCUUAAUAUGAUUGUUGAUUCGGAGGAUGAUGACUGUCAGGUAGUCGAGCGUCCCAGCUCCUACAUAUCUAUGGGACCGUCCAACGGUCAAUUGCAAGCUCCAGGCACUUCCUCUGGUUCGUUUGCCAUGCCUUCCGGACGUGGUGGCUAUAUGAUGGAUGGGAGGGAGGACAGGCCGGGUUGCUCCAUGGAUGGGCGGCGUAUGUCGUAUAAGCGAAAAGCACUUGAAAUGCAAACGGGACAGUCUUCGGGAGUAGGCAGCUCGAGUUGUUUUCAACAUGAUGAAAGAAGCCAAUGGCAUUCCAUGACAGCCGCUCAUGCUGCUGCUGUCAGCAAUGCUAGUAUACCGAUUUCAAUUGACAACGAUGUUGCUAUUAACAAUGGUUCGGAGCCAGCAAAUCCGAGGCUCAGGCUUGGUGUUGGAGCAGCUGGUUCCGUGACUCCUUUCUCGCUGACUUCUUCAGGGAAUGCAGAAAGUUCCCGGAGAAAUCUCCGUUUGCGAAUCAAUGGCUUAUACCAACAACAACAAGAUGCUUUACCCAGCAACCCGCUUUCAACUGAGACUAAUGUUGGAAAUGUAGACGCUUCGUCUUCUCGGUACUCUUCUAGAUUACUCCGCAACCAUUUAUUUGAUAUGAGCCCGGCUACCGCAGUGGAAAGUGCAACCCUGAACAGCCAGCCAACCCUGCAUCUUCCUCCUGCGCGCCGUCAUCAUCAAUCUAGGUGGAGCGGUGCAUCAAGCUCGAGAAGUAGCAGGUCGUCUAUUGCUGUUCCCGAAGAAAGGAUGCAAUUUGGAGAAUCUUCGUCAAGACAUAUUCCAAGAAGCAUUUCUGAGCAUCCUAUGUUCAUUCCAGCCAGUGAGAUGGGAAGUUCGUCUCAGAAUCCUACAAACUGGAACUUUCCGGGUGCGAACAACAGUAUGGCUGCAAAUGCUGGGUCUAGUUCUCGAGCAGGGACCAGCACUGGGCUCAACGCUGCUCCACCUAGUUGGUCCCAUCGGGGCCAUCCCCAAUAUCCUCGGAGGUUAUCAGAGAUUGUACGGAGAUCUCUAUUGUUAAAUGCAGGUGCCGAGGCUGCAGGUCAGAGCAGCAAUCAUGCUGCAAGAUCGGGUUCUCCGGCACUGCCUCAGGAGAUGGUACAUCCAUCGGUGUCUGAUGGUCAUGGCCAUCGUGUACUGAACUCGAGAUCAGCAUAUCUGGACAGGUACGUUGAUGGUGCUUUUGGGGUACCAUAUUCGCUGAGGACUUUGGCUGCUGCAGGUGAAGGACGAGGCAAUAUAAUGUCCGAGCAGAUUCGCCAAGUCCUGGACCUCAUGCGGAGAGGCGAGGGCCUGAGAUUAGAGGAUGUGAUGAUCCUCGAUCACUCGGUCCUUUUUGGGAUGGCUGACAUCCACGAUCGACACCGGGAUAUGCGACUGGAUGUUGAUAACAUGUCGUAUGAGGAACUAUUGGCCCUCGAGGAGCGCAUCGGAAACGUGUGCACCGGUCUAAGUGAAGAAACUGUUACGAGCCGUCUGAAGCAACAGAAAUACGUUGCCAGCAAAGCCGAAAACACGGCUGAGACAGAGCCUUGCAGCAUAUGCCGGGAGGAGUACAACGAGGGUGAAACUCUCGGAGCGUUGGAAUGUGGCCACAAUUUCCAUGCCGACUGCAUCAAGCAAUGGCUGAUGCAGAAGAACCUGUGCCCCAUCUGUAAAACGACGGGGCUGACUACCUGAGAGGCGGUCUGGCUCGUCGUUCUAGCAGGUAUGCGGAGAGUUGUGUUAGCGACGUGAGUCCUGAAAGGCAUCGUUGCUCGCGACUUGAUAAGAAGCUCGUCGUCUUCCCUUCGCUUUCCGGCCUCCCUAAAAAUUUAUCUUUGCUCAUCUGUGGAAAGAUACAGUGAUUCAACUUUAUAUUUUUAGUCAGCAAUUGCACAAGAUUUUUGAAUAUUCAACUAUUUACAUUCAUCUACAUUUGACAAUAGAUUUAUGAUAUUUUUAUUGGUUUA